AGAUUAUAAAGGGCAGGGGAAGGGGCUAUGGCAGGCAAGUCUCAGCAGCUGAUACCAACUGCUCUAUAUAUAGCCUCAGGGGCCUGGUGACUGCAUUAGAGCACAGAGCCCGAACACACAAACCACAUGCGUUUUACUUUCUGGGAGUAAAAAGAAAAGGAAAAUAGCUUCUGUUUUAAUUUUUCAUCAGAAUGAACAAGCCCAAAAUUGUCAGACCAGAGCAGAGCCAGCCAGCACAUGCACUGUGGUUUGACAGAAAGAAAUAUGUCACCGUCAACUUCAUGGUUCAUAAACCUAAAGAUGUCCAGGUUGAUAUCCAGCCAGACAAAAUGAUUUUAUGCUGCAAAAACAACACAGAUGAUGUGUUCUACAAUGUGCUGCACUUCUACGACAAAGUUCACAUCAAUGACUCCAGGGAAAGAGUCUACGACCGCACCAUCAAUGUCUUGCUAAGGAAGAUGAAGCCUGAUUAUGCAUGGCCUCGUCUUCAGAAGGAUGAAGCCAAGCCCAGCUGGAUAGCUGUAGACUUUGAUAACUGGAGGGACUGGGAGCAUGAAGAGGAUGAGGGAAAGGAAGAAUACGAUAGAUACAUGGAUAUGAUCCAAGAAAUGUCUAACAAUAAUAAAGGGGAAGCACCAGAUAUGGGUGAUCUUAGUGAUUCUGACUGAGACUCACAGUACCAUCUCUCCUGUGUUGGAGGCUAUAUAACUUUAUUGCUCAGGAUAGCGAGGACAAUGCUAUGUUUGCUGAAGCUUAUCAUGUUUGUGAUGACUUGAUGUGUUAUUGUCCAAAAUACUAUUUUUACAUAUGUUAUAUUUUCUAUUGAAUUAUUUAUUGACAUAUUAUUGUUCACUGUACUAUGGCAUAUCAUUGUCAGUUUUAAUAAAAGCAAGUUUUAUCAA
Micropterus salmoides (largemouth bass) is the source of this 902-nucleotide messenger RNA. It is a transcript of the gene ptges3l, whose product is annotated as prostaglandin E synthase 3 like. Lineage: Eukaryota; Metazoa; Chordata; Actinopteri; Centrarchiformes; Centrarchidae. Bases 192 to 668 code for a protein of 158 amino acids. Gene Ontology annotation, cellular component: cytosol; nucleus. The record is from RefSeq and is a predicted model, not a curated record. The transcript is spliced from 7 exons. Gene Ontology annotation, biological process: chaperone-mediated protein complex assembly; protein folding. Gene Ontology annotation, molecular function: protein-folding chaperone binding; Hsp90 protein binding.